CGCGUUCCGGGACUUCCCCGCGGCGGCGGAGGCCGGCAGCGCGACCGGGUCGGACCGGCGAGCGGAAGCGAUGGGAGCACGAGGGAGCCCGAGCGGAGAGCGCGACGGCCGGCGCUGCCCCUACGCCGAGCUGAGCGGCCGCUGCUGACCGCCUGGCUGGCUCGAGCGGGGCCCAGAGAGGUGUCAUGGAGGAGUUGGUGGAGGAUGACAUCUGUAUUUUGAACCAUGAAAAAGCAGACAACAGUCAUAAGAGAGAUGGGGAGAUUCCUGUUUCAGCUUACAGUGGAGAUGAGUCUGUUGCUUCACACUUUGCACUUGUCACUGCGUACGAAGAUAUCAAGAAGCGGCUAAAGGAGACAGAGAAGGAGAAUUCCUUUCUAAAGAAAAGAGUGAGAAUUUUAGAAGAGAAGCUGCUUGGCUCCCGUUUGGAGGAGGAAUGCAGUUCAGUUGGACGUGAACAAGUCAAUAAGGCAUACCAAGCCUACCGAGAGGCCUGCAUUGACAGAGAUAAUCUGAAAAGCAAACUGGAUAAAAUGAUGAAAGAAACUGCAGAAUCCUUGAAAAACUUGAAUGAACAGUUGCAGUCCAAAGAAGUAGAGCUCUUACAACUAAAAACUGAAGUGGAAACACAGCAAGUUAUGAAAAGUCUGAAUUGUUGUACUCAGACCAGCUGGGAAAUAGAGAAGCUGAACAGUGACCUGAAAGUGCACAGUCUGGAACAGGAUCUAGAGAACCUCAAGCAAGAGUGCAAUAGUCUCAGAAAGGAAUUGCAGAAAUAUAAACAGAAGGACCAGGACCAAGAUGAAAAUCUAUUAAAUGGAGACCUUCUUCAAAGGCAAGCUGUUCAGAGUGUGCAGCAAGCAUACUGGGAACUGAAGAGAGAAAUGUCUAAUUUGCAGCUAGUGACUGAAGUGCAAUCUGAGGUUCUACGAAAAUUGAAAACAAACAUAACAGCGACCAAGAAAGCUGCCUCUUCUGUACCAGUACAGUGUCUUGAGUUGGAGAAUAUUACAAAGCAGAACCUGAUGUCUGGGGUGGUGUAUAAAAAACUCUCACAAAGUGAUAAAGUACACUGCAAUGCUGCACCACCCCCUCUGCCAGGAAAUGUGGAAAUUCCAUCUGAAAGGGUCAUUCUACAAGCAUGGACAGAUGAGAGACCCAUUCCAGUUGAUGGUAAAACAUUUCAGGAACACCAUUCUUAUGGAAAGAGCUCUCUGGAAGAUAAUUCCUGGGUAUUCCCAAGUCCUCCAAAACCUAAUGAGAAUGUGUUUUGGGAAACAAAUAAGAUUUUGUCAAACUGUCCAGCAGAUUACCUGGAUCAGUGUAAUCAAAAUUGUCUGCACAAGAACUAAGCAAUUUUUAGAAUGAACUGUGGCAUUCUAGAAUGAUUCUGAAUAGGCACCUUACUGCUUGAACUUUUGAAGAGGUAUUUAAAUUGGUUGAAGUGGGGUUUUUUUUGUGUUUUUGUUUUUUUAAUAUUCUGUUUCUAAAACAGAAAACCCUGUCUUCCUCUGCUGUAAAUCAGGAGCAAGUUCCUUGAAGUUAAAGCUCUGGUAUAAUGUGAACGAAUCUAGCAUGGGGCUUAGACAGUCUUUAUUGCAAAUGGCAUCUGUUUCCAAAAGAUUACAGCAAAUAGUUCUUGAAAUAAAAAAAAAUUUCAUUCUGUAUUUGUUUGCUAUUUGUAUGUUUUCAAGAAGAUAUUUGGUGGUGUUCAACUUGUAACAGUUCUUAGCUUGUUUUUGUCAGGUUUGUUUUGCAGAUUAAGAUACUAAAUGAAGACUGGAUUAUCUCCCUCUCUCAACAAACUUUCUUACUCCUAUGGUUUAGAAAUGCUUUUUUAUGUGAUUUUCAUCAAAAAGAUGAGAUUUUUGUUAAAAUUUAUUUAUGUGAGAUAGUGGCAAGGGAAGAAUCACUUGUAGGCUAUCCUGUUUAGGUCACAAGUUUGGGGCAUUAUGAGUUAAAAAGGAUUGUAAGUAACACUGCUGAAUGCAGUGAUUCCUAACAGCUCCAUUCCCCCUGCGUAUUCUGGCUGUGGGAAACUGCCUGAGUUCUGCACACAGUGUUACCUGCCACAGAAUCAUCCUAUUCACGGUGCAGUUAUCCUUCCGUGCCUCCUUUGCACACCACCAGAACCUUGACUUUUUAUUUGUGUGGUUGUUAAAGCUACUAAUUUUUCUUUUAUUAAAGAAAUAAAGCCUUAAUUUAAUUGGACUAUGUGUUGAUAGAAUAAUUGUUUUGGUAUCCUUAGUACUCCAUUGAGAACUGAAGUUACUAGAUCAUGACUGUCUGCUCUGUAGAUUGUAUGUCCUAGUACUCUUCUGGGGGUUUCAUCUUAAGGCUAAGAACUGUUUUUAGACAAAUACUAUUUAUGCCUUGUUUUUUAGAAACUUUUGCUCCUCUAUCUGAGUUUAGUACAACAAGGUUUAGUAAAUGAUUUGACUGCUCAAUACUUUGCAGGAAAAUGCUUUGUAUUUUAGAUCUAUGAAGCUUUUAACCUAUAAUGAGUGGGAAGGUGGUACUAAAGAUGUUAUUUACAGAUUUGUGUGGGGAUUUCAGUAUUCAACUUCACAGGUCCUACUUAAGAUCAGUGUGAUUGAAAAAAAAAUAAUAAUUCCAUAGCUGUUUAGUAGCAAAUUACUUAAAAUUGCCUGAAAAAGCAUGAGGAAGCUAUGACUAUGGAAUAACCAUUGUAAUGACAGGCUGUAAAGGUAUUACUUAGGCAAUUGCUACAGGAUCUGUGUGGUUCCAGUCACUUUCUUCCCUGUGGAAUAAAUGCUUCACAUGAUGCCCAUCUUCUCCUGUUUCAGUUUGUCUAUUAAAGUUGAAAGAAUGCCUUUCAGAUAUCUUCUACUGUAUUAGUGAACAGCAUACAUAAAUAAUGUUUCCCGUUCACCAGA
Phasianus colchicus (ring-necked pheasant) is the source of this 2897-nucleotide messenger RNA. RefSeq names its product 5-azacytidine induced 2 (gene AZI2). The record is from RefSeq and is a predicted model, not a curated record. NCBI's taxonomy places the organism in Eukaryota, Metazoa, Chordata, Aves, Galliformes, Phasianidae. Gene Ontology annotation, cellular component: cytoplasm.